Messenger RNA from Anopheles coluzzii, 10108 nucleotides. RefSeq names its product zinc finger protein 2 (gene zfh2). Gene Ontology annotation, cellular component: nucleus. Gene Ontology annotation, biological process: regulation of transcription by RNA polymerase II. Gene Ontology annotation, molecular function: DNA-binding transcription factor activity, RNA polymerase II-specific; zinc ion binding; RNA polymerase II cis-regulatory region sequence-specific DNA binding. NCBI's taxonomy places the organism in Eukaryota, Metazoa, Arthropoda, Insecta, Diptera, Culicidae. The record is from RefSeq and is a predicted model, not a curated record.
AAAAUCCCCUUUUUUUCGGAGCUCGCAAGCAGCGCUGUUGUGUGAAGCCGAGUGUGCACGGCGAGACGAGCGAACACACAGGCACAGCAGCGCGUCGCAACUUCAGCAACUUCGUUCGUUCGUUCAGCGAUAAUCCUAUUUAAUGAAACGAACAACUUAGUUAUAAUGAAAUUACGCGAAAAAUUACACUUUAAGAUUUAAACUUUAGAAAAAGUUUUACAAAAUUAUAAACCUCGCAUUAUUUAUAACUUACAUUUAACUAUAAUUAUAUCUUAAUCAUAUAUAUAUACAUAUUGAGCUAAAUAUAUAUGUAUACAUAUACUAUUAAUUAAAAAUUACCGGAUCGCGCAAAGAAACCGGUAGAACUUAUACACAAAAGAAGUGGAAGAAGAAGAACGGAAAAAGGCUCCAUCUUUUACAAUAAAACCACGCAACAAACCGCAAACAAACAAAACAGAACGAACGAACGCAAGACACAAAACUCCAAACACACAAAAUAAACACACAAGCACACACACCCAAACACCACAAAAUUACACAAAGAUGACUACUCGCAAACAGACAAAAUUCUCCACCAAAAUUCAGUUCUACCUGAAGCACAGAGAGUCGCGGAUACUGAAGCUAUGCAACGACACGAUCGGCCCGGUGCCAAACGAUUCCCUCAGCAAAGCGAUCUUCAGACUGUUGUCCAAACCGGUAGACAAUAAAGGCAUUAUACAACUUUUUGUCGACAAGGGCCAGCAAACUGCUCAAUCGACUGUCACGAGCAGCAGCAGCAACAGCAGCAGCAACAGCAGCAGCAGCAGCAACAACAGCAACAACACUGUGAAGACCGUUCUGCCAGAGUAUCAGAAGGAGGUGGAGCGCUUCCACGGGCGCAUCAUCUGCAACGACAACACCUGCAUCAUCGACCCGGUCGCCUCUCCGAAGAACGACAGCAAUUCGGGCAAUCCUCGCACCCACUCGUUCCGAAUUGUCUCGUUCAGCAAGGAGAGCGGCGUCACCGCCGGCGGCGACACGUUCGCGCCCGCCGCCGACGAGGACGACGCGCCGGCAGUGGUCGGUGGUGCCGGUGCGGCGCAGGAGCAGGAGCAGGCACAGAACCUCAUCACCCGGUCGCCGCCGGCCGCACGGUCCCCGUCGGCCGGUCCGGCUGCUGCCGCCAGCGUGGUACCGCUGGCGGGCUCGACCAGCAGCCACAAGGCGAUCCUGAUGUGCUUCAGCUGCAAGCUCAGCUUCGGCACCUGCCGGUCCUUUAUAGCGCAUGCCAAAAUCGAGCACAGUCUCACACUGAACGACUACGAGCGGAUGCUGCUGGAGAAGAACUACAGCAGUGCCAUCAUACAGACGAACGCGGAGAAGCAGUUCUUUUUCCUGGUUCCUUUCGAAGAGAAAUCUUCAGCCAACAGUAACAGUAGGAAGCAUGUGGAGGGCGACGAGAGAUACAAGACCAAUAGUAGUAGUAAUAAUGGUAGCAACAACAGCAGCAGCAACAGCAGCAGCAGUAGCAGCAGCAACAGCAGCAGUAGUAGCGGCGGUAGCAACAACAACAACAACAACAACAACAACAGCAUCAGCAACAGUGCGGCCAGCGCACUGAUCGGACCCGGAGGCGGUACGGCCGUCGGUGGCGGCCCCCUCCUGGGUGGCAACAUCAAUGGCAAUCACAGCAGCAGCACUAACAACAACGGCAGCAAUGGCAACAGCAACAAUCUCAUGAACAGUACCGCCAACAACGGCAUCCUGGGGCUACUCUCGCAUCAACAGCAGCUCCAAGCACACCAACAGCAGCAGCAGCAACAACAACACCAGCAGCAGCAACUCCAGCUACAGCAGCACCACCUGCAGCAGUCGGCGAUGGGUCUGCCGGCGGAUGUGUUCGCGCCCGGCAGCCUCGGGUUCGACGCCGGCGGCAGCUUCCCGAAGCUGGUCGCCAACAAUGCGCUGCUGUACGAGAUGGACAGCAAGCUGCAGCAGAGCUGGAAGCUGGCGGCGGAAAAGUACAGCAACGCGAUGAACGAGAGCGCGGCGAUUGCAGCGGCUGCAGCGGCUGCUGCCGCUGCCGCGGCCGCUGCCGCCGGCAGCGAAGGCGAGAAGAAGGGUGGCGUGGCCAGUGCGGCUGCGGCCGCCGUCAGUGGGAAACUGCUGACCGACUUCCUGAACCAGCAGAAGAUGCUUUCGUCCGUGGGGGAGAACCUGUACGGCAAGCAGAACAAGUUCCUCGAGCUGAUCAGCUCGGCGGCUGACAUGAAGCUGAAUCCGCUGGCGGCGGCUGCGGUGGCGGCCGUAGCCUCCAACAAGGGCGCGCCCGGACCGGCGGAGCUCGGGGCAGGAGGCGGCGUCGGUGGUGUUGGAGGUGGUGCCGGUGGUGGUGGUGGUGGUGGUGCCGGUGGUGACUUCCAUCUGAAGAAGUACAGCCCGGUCGAUCUGUACAAGCAGCUGAUCGCGAACAACUUCCGCCCGGAGGCGAUGGACGUCGGGGAGGAGCUGAAGAGCGAACAUCAGAUCAGCGUGAAGAAGCUGGAACCGGAACCGUCGACGGCGUUCCGGAACAGCAACUUCAGCCCGAACAUCUCGACGCGCAACUCGUGCAAGACGCUCAAGUGUCCGCAGUGCAACUGGCACUACAAGUACCAGGAAACGCUCGAGAUACACAUGCGCGAGAAGCACCCGGACGGCGAGACGGCCUGCAGCUACUGUCUGGCCGGGCAGGCCCAUCCGCGGCUGGCGCGCGGUGAAUCGUACACCUGCGGGUACAAACCGUACCGCUGUGACAUCUGCAACUACUCCACCACGACCAAGGGCAACCUGUCGAUCCACAUGCAGAGCGACAAGCAUCUGAACAACAUGCAGGACCUGAACGGCAUGAUGAACAAGAGCAACCAGAGCUUCCUGAACCUCGCGACGCUGCAGGCGAACGAGAAGGUGGUGAACAGCUCGCGCAACCAGUACAUGGCGGCGGCGGCAGUAGCGGCGGCCAGUUCACCGCUCUCUUCACUGUCGGGCAAGCUCGGCGGAGGCGGUGGUGGUGGUGGUGGUGGCGUUGGAGGUGUUAGUGGUGGCAGUGGAGGUGUUGGUGGCGGCCCAGGCAGUGCCCAAUCGAAGGAGAGCGGCCCGGUCGGGUACGAGACGGGUGGGCGACCAAAGUCCUUCUUCAAGUGCGACAUCUGCAACUACGACACGAACAUCGCGCGCAAUCUGCGCAUCCACAUGACGAGCGAAAAACAUAUCAGCAAUCUGAACUCGUUCCAGUCCAGCUUUAACCAGUUGAAGAGCCUGCAGAGCCUGCAGCAGCAGCACCAGCAGGCCCAGCAGCACCAGCAGUCGGACAGUCUCGACUACCUGAGCGCGAUCAAUCUGAACACGCUAAAGGAGGACUCGCCGAUGGCGCGCGUGGACGAGUACACGGCGGCGGCGGCUGCAGCGGCCGCAGUGGCGGCUGCCACCUCCGCUAGCAACACUGGCAACAGCAACAGCAACAACAACAACAACAACAACAAUGGAGGUGGUAGCAGCGGUACCAGCUCGGGCAGCCUGAAGCCGCUGUCGAUGCCGUCGUCUCCGUUCGGCGCACCGCACGAGACGGCGACGCCCGAUUCGCUCUUCCUGAACCAACCCUCGCCGUUCAGUGGGGCAAGCGAACCGGGCACAGACCGGGACUACCACCAGCACCACCAUCAUCACCAUCAGCACCAGCUGGACGAGGACAAGAACCCGCUGCACUUCGAUCCGCCGGUCCGGCUGUCGCUCGAUCCCGCCACCUACUACAGCUGUCUGGUGUGUGCCGACUUCGAGACGAACAGCCUGGAGGAGCUGAAAAAGCACGUGCUGAAGGACCGGAGCAGCAGUGCGAUGGACACGAUCCUAAUCGCUGGCCAGGAGUGUCUGCUGUGCGGGCAGAAGGCCCACGACCGGGUGGAGAUGGAGCGGCACCUGAAGGCGGACCACCAUCUGCGCCGGCUCGAGCUGAUGAUCCAUCUGCUGGAGGGGCGGGACAAGGCGGCCACCAAGCUGCGCCAGUUCGUUGGCCAGGAGCUGUACAAGAAGCUGCAGCUGAUCUUCCCAUUGGCGGAGGAACCGAAAUUUGCGUACGAUGAGAUGCCAAGCGUCAGCGAAAUUUCGCGCUCUCCGCUAAUGCUGCUGCUCGAGCCAAAAACCGAGCUGAUCGAGCGGGACUACGGGACCGGCGCGAACGGUAUCGAUGAAUCAUCUUCACCGUCGUGCCCGGACAACGUGCAGCUCAAGUGUAACUGCUGCAACUUCUACACCACCUCGCUGGAGAAGAUCGGCAUCCACAGCCUGUCGGAGAAGCACAUCUUCCGGCGGAUCUGUUUCGACUAUCUGCUGCUCAUCUCUAGCGAAAAGUCCAGCCUGGCGACGACCGUAAAGAGUGAAGAUGGAACAAAGCAGCAGUCCUCGCCGAAAGCUAGCCAGCUGAUGCUGACCUGCGUGCCGUGCUGCUUCAAGACCGACCACAUCUACUACAUGAUACACCAUCUGAAGAAGAGCUGCAAGGUGGAGCAGAACAUCAACCUGCUCGGGUUGCGAAACAUCUUCAAGCUGACGGCCAAAGGCUUGGACGCCCAAGAUGCAAUGGAUACGGGCGACAACGGGCUGUGCAGCAUACUGCAGGAGAAGAAGAUGUGGAACGGCGAGAACGCUAGCAACCGCCAGACGGCCGGCGGCUGCAAGGACCGCUGCCUCGUGUGCAGCGUGUGCAACAAGUUCUCCUCGAAGAAGGUGAACGUGAUGCAGCACCUGCUGGCGAACCACAACGCCGGCAACGAGCUGCUGGGCGGGGCCGAGCUCUCCCCGGCCGUGCCGUCGCUGUCGCGCAAACCGUUCGACUAUCUGCGCACGCUGGCGGAGGCCCGCUGCGCCCAAAAUCUGCGGCUCAUCGAGAAGGUCACCUUCAUGAGCGACUCGUUCGCGCUGAAGGAAAACUGCAACGACCUGAAGCACGGCAACCUGGCGGAGAUGCUGGAGCAGUACGCGGCCCGGCAGGAUGCGGGCGACGGCUUUGCUGCCGCCCGUUCGCCGCCGCUCGAGAAGCAGCAGCAGCAGCAGCAGCAACACUCGCCGACCCUGUCCUGUCCGCUGUGUGCGGAGGCGUUCCUCGACCAAGCGACGGUCGAGACGCACGUGCUGCGCGUCCACAACAUCAAGAUGGACGGGCUGAACCGGCUGCUGAAGCUGGUCGAUACCUCGCAAUUUUUGAAAACGACCAACGGCAAACAGCAGCCGCCGCCGCCCGGCAGCAACAGCAGCAGCCCAGUGGACAAGCCAGGGUCGCCCCAUUCGCCGCAGCAGGGCGGCAAGGAGGGUUCGGUGUCGCCCGGGGGUGGCACACCGAGCAUCCGCUGCUCCUACUGCAAGGCACCGUUCGACACGAUGGUCGACCUGAAGAUACACUGCAACGAGAGCAGCCACUUCCGGCGCAGCGCCGACUCGGACGAUCUCGCCUGCUUCCUGCACGACUGCAAGGACGCGUUCGACAACCUGGCCGACCUGAACCAGCACUUCAAGGCGAGCCAUCUGAACUUCCUCAUCUCGGAGCACCACACGUACCGGUACCGGUGCAAGCAGUGCCCGUUCGCGUUCAAGACGCACGAGAAGCUGAGCCGGCACCUGUUCUACCACUCGCUGCGGGAGUCGACCAAGUGCUUCUACUGCGACCACCACUUCAAGAACAUCCACUCGCUGACGGCGCACAUCGCGGAGAAGCACCCGCAGGAGGCGCUGCAGUCGGGCAAACCGUCGCCGCCGGGCAUCGCCUCGCCCGACGCGUCCAUCCUGUUCUUCAAGGAUCUCAAGCGCAAGAUGCUCAACAGCCAGCAGCAGCAGCAGCGGAACGGGUUGAGUCCGCGGUCGGAUCGGUCGGGUGGGCGGGAUGCGCGGGACAGCGUGGAUGAGGAUCGGCUGAGCGAGAAGUCGGUGAGCUCGAAGAGCAGCAGCUUCUACUACGACAAGAGCCUGGACGGAAGCGGCACGUCGGAGGGUCGCUACACCUGCACCGACUGUCAGUUCAGCUUUACGGAUUCUGGGGCACUGGAGCGUCAUCUUGCGACGGCCUGUCAUAUGCCGCGCGACGACAAAGCGUCACCGGACUCGCUCGCUGCCUCGCUGAUGUCUUCCCUCGCCAAGCAUCAUCAGCAGCAGCAACAGCAGCAACAGCAGCAGCAACAGCAGCAACACCAGCAGCAGCAACAGUCCCAACACCAGCAGCAGCAGCAGCAGCAGCUGUCGACGUCCUCCUCCUCCUCCUCCUCCUCCGCCCAGAUGAGCUCGCUGUUCUACGACAUCAAGUCGGAGAAGUUCACCAACCCGAACCGGCCGUUCAAGUGCACGAUCUGCAUGGAAAGCUUCACGCAGAAGAACAUCCUGCUGGUGCACUACAACAGCGUCUCCCACCUGAACAAGCUGAAGAAGCUGAAGGCGGAGAAGGGCUUCGCGCAGAUGUUUACCGGCUCGCUGCUCAGUGCGGACAUUGGCGCGGGAGAGAGCUGUCCCGAUCGGGGCAAGAACUCGCCCUCCCCGACCGUGCCGUUCGGCGAGAAGGCGGCCACACCCUUCACGAUGCCCGCCUUCGCCGAGGGAUGCGGCGAAAAGCGCAAGGAGGUGGGCGACGAGAAGGAGUCGGCGCGCAAGAAGUUCAAGUGCGACAUCUGCAACGUGGCGUACACGCAGGGCAGCACGCUGGACAUCCACAUGCGCAGCGUGCUGCACCAGACGCGGGCCUGCCGUAUGCAGGAGCGGAGUCUCUUCGCCGUGCAGCCGGCAGGGACGCCGCAGCAGCAGCAACCUUCGCCCCAGGGCGGCGACAGCAAGAAGAAGAGCGAGUUCCCACUGAUCCAUCCCAUCCCGGAAAGCCACGACCAGUCGCCGAACAUGCUGGACGAAGUUUCGUCGUUGCGCAAGCUCAAGUCUCCUUCGGAGCAGAUACAGCAGCAGCAGCAGCAACAGCAGCAACAGCAGCAGCAGCAGCAACUGCACCAGCAGCAGGCACUCGGCCCACUGUUCUGCGGGGUGCCCGUCGGUGGCCCCGACAAGCCGGAAAUUUGCGUGUGCGAAUGCUGCUACCAGGUGUUCCCGGGUAAGCUGAUGCUCGAGACGCACCUCGAGCUGAGCCCGGAGUGUCUGGCGCACCGCAAGAAGCUGCUCGAGGCAGCCGCCGGUCUGCCGAGCGAUCCGGCCGGCCCGCUGGGCUUCCCGGGCGACGGUGUAGGCUUCCCGCACCACCACCAGGCGCUGAGCGAGCUGGCCAAGGUCAACCAGGGCGGCGGUGGGUUCGAUCUGGGAGCGCCGGGCGACGCAGCCGCCCUGCUGGGCGCCAAGGGGCUCGUGCCGGCGAUGGAUCCAGCCGCUACGGCCGCGGCAGCAGCAGCCGCCGCCAACCUGAUGGAUCCGAGCUUCCUCAAGAACGCAUCGCUGCUCCAGUUUGCCGCCUCCGAUCCAGCCAACAAGCUCAAUCCGAACGCACUGAACGUGCUGAACUUUAUGCACUUCCACCAUCUGAUGUCGCUGAGCUAUCUGAAUCUGGCGCCGCAGCUAAGCUUCGGCGGCGUGCCGCCGAAGGUCGACCCGACCAAGCCGGACGGUUCGCCCGGCGGUGGCGGUGAUCCCGUGGGCGGCAAGGGUGGCAAGACACCGUCGGGCGGCUCCGUCGUACUGCCGCCGGUCAGCUUGAACGGCAAGCCGCUCGAUCUGAACCUGCUGCCGCACGGGCUGGACCCGAAGCUGGCCGCCCAGUCGCCGCAGCAGCUCGCCCAGGUACAGUCCACGCUGGGGCAGCAGCAGCAGCAGCAGCAGCAGCAGCAACCGUGCACGCAGAAGCGGGCCCGCACCCGCAUCACGGACGAGCAGCUGCGCAUCCUGCGCUCCCACUUCGACAUCAACAACUCGCCGAGCGAGGAAAGCAUCCAGGAGAUGUCGCUGAAGGCGAACCUGCCGCAGAAGGUGGUGAAGCACUGGUUCCGCAACACGCUGUUCAAGGAGCGGCAGCGCAACAAGGACAGCCCGUACAACUUCAGCAUCCCACCGUCGACGAAGCUGAACGUGGAGGAGUACGAGCGGACGGGCGAGGCGAAGGUGACCGACCUGGAGACGGCAUCGUUCAAGGCGUCCGAUGUGGGCGGGUCGCUGUCGCAGGACAACUCCUGCUCGCAGGGCUCGACCGACAUGAGCAAAGCGUUGAACGAGGCGAUGAAGCAGAACCUGUCCAAGUCGCUGCUCGAGUCGCUCAGCAAGCACCAGUCGGCGACGGGGCAGGAUUUGGUCGGGGCAGCCGCUGCCUUCCACCUGAACAAGAGCCUCUUUCCGGACAGCUUCGGUGCAGGUGUUGUGGCGGUGGUGGCGGCGGCGGCGGCGGCGGCGCAGGUGGCGGUGGCGGUGGCGGAGGCAGCGUCGGGCAAGAAGAAGAAGAUCAAGUCGGAAUCGUCCAACGACAGCCCGACGCCGGCCGACCUGCAGCUCGACUCGUCCAACUCUAGCCCGAUGCCGAUGCGGCCGCCGAGCGCGAUCUCGCUCAAGAAGCACAUGGCCACGCCGCCGUCGCUCGUCGGCGUCGGGGACGAGAUGAAGAUACCGAGCCCGAUCGAGAGCCCGGUCAUCUCGCCGCCCGGCUCGAUGGGGCUGCACGCGCUGCCCCCGCAGACGCAGCCGAUCACCUGCUCGAACGGCAAGCGGGCCAACCGGACGCGCUUCACCGACUACCAGAUCAAGGUGCUGCAGGAGUUCUUCGAGAACAACUCCUACCCGAAGGACAGCGACCUGGAGUACUUGAGCAAGCUGCUGAUGCUGUCGCCCCGCGUCAUCGUCGUCUGGUUCCAGAACGCUCGCCAGAAGCAGCGCAAAAUCUACGAAAACCAGCCGAACCCGACGUUCGAGUCGGACGAGAAGAAGGCGAUCAACAUCAACUACACGUGCAAGAAGUGCAACCUGGUGUUCCAGCGGUACUACGAGCUGAUCCGGCACCAGAAGAACCACUGCUUCAAGGAGGAGAGCAACAAGCGGUCGGCCAAGGCGCAGCUGGCCGCCGCCCAGAUCGCCCACUCCUUCACCAGCGGCAGCGAGGACUCGGACUCGAGCCUGGACGUCAGCCGGCGCGAGUUUCAGCCGCGCGAGAACGACUGCCCUUUCUAGGAGCCGUGGGGCGGCUGGCGGGCCCCGGCCAGCAUGCAGCACUAAGGGGCAGCAUGCCGCGCGCCGUGGCGUCCCUUAAGCCUCCCCCUUUUACUUACCCCGCCUCCCUCCCCCCCCACAAGCUGUGCGCCUUCAUUCCGCUCUGUUUGUGAACCCUUGCCGAGGGUAAUAUUGCUUCCAGUGUCCUCCCCAUUCCCCCUCAAAAGCUCCUAAAAGUAUUCUUUUCUUGCCCCAACAUGCUUCCCCUCUCUCUUUAUGUUCCUCUCUGUCUCACUGUAUCCUCGUUGAAGAAACAGAAAAAAAAAACACCUCGCACCUCUCGCGGCGUGGCCGGCGGCUAGUCUUUAUUUUAUUUUAUUGCUUACUUUUGCAAACCUUUUCCAGUUUUAUGUUUACUUUAUUUUUUAUCUAUGCUCUUCGUUGCUUUAGGUUCCUUUUUUUUUGCUCUUUUUUCUCUGCUUUUUUGCCGCACCGCCGUCGAGAUCGUUUUUUUGUUUUUCGUUAACUUAUAUCGUUAGGAUUUUAGCUUCAUUUUCAUUCCUUUUUUUUGUUAUUUCUGUCGAGCUUUUCUAAAAAAAAAAACAAAACAAAACGAAAAAUCAAACUCGUCGCCACACCUAGCAAGGAUUAGACUUAAUGUGCCGUCAUUUUCUUUUUUUUUGUGAGCCAAGCCAAUUGGAAAACAAACAAAACGGCUCCAUAUUCCCUCUCGGCCCGGGCCCCACCCCCACUUCCUGCCCCGUUGCCCACCAAAACCGGUCGGAGCAGAAGCUGGGCCUGGGCAAAUGCGGGGGACGGGAACAACUCGCCAUUGAAGCAUCGCGCGUUUCAAUAAUUGUAAUCGAUUGAUGUGUUAACUUGCUCCUCGCCUUGAUUUGCUAGUGAAUGAAAAGUCGUUAUUUUUGUUUUAUGUGUUUUUUUUUGUGUAAACGAAGCAGAGAAGAAAACAAACAAAUCAUAUAAUUUA